Cuscuta europaea is the source of this 1237-nucleotide messenger RNA. The record is from the annotation of a GenBank genome assembly. NCBI's taxonomy places the organism in Eukaryota, Viridiplantae, Streptophyta, Magnoliopsida, Solanales, Convolvulaceae.
AUUUUGUAAAGAAACUAAUAUUGAAUGUGAAGAAAAUUUCCGAACACCUAUGCUAACAUACCAAACACACCCAAUUAUCAUCCAGCAGAGACGGCGUUUCAAGCUUGAAAGGGAAAACGAUAAUUGUCAAGAAGCUCUUCUCUUCCAUAGUCAUCCUUUAAAAAUCCGGCAAAAAGCACUUCAAUUUGCACCUGCGAAGCACUUCCUGGACUUCCCACUCAGCGACGUCUAGGUGUUAUGGAUGAACGAGAAAUCGUUUUAAGCUAUAAGGACGUUGUAUUGAGGGGUGUGGAUUUACAUGCUCUUCAGGGGCCUUUUUAUCUAACCGAUCAAAUAAUAGCUUUCUAUUUCAGUUAUUUGUCUUCCUUGUAUGAUUCAAAAGAAGAAGAUAUCCUACUUGUUCAUCCCUCUGUUUCCUUUUUCCUUGCCCAUUCCCGGGAUGAAAACCUUGGUGAUUUUAUGGAACCAUUAAAACUGUCCACCAAAAAGCUGGUCCUUUUCCCUGUAAAUGAUUGCACUGAUUUUGAUGGGGGUCAAUCCGGAGCACACUGGAGCCUGGUUGUUUAUGACAGAACUAAGAAUAGUUUCUCACAUCUUGACAGCAUUGCUGGAGCUAAUCAUCUGCAUGCCUUGCAUAUCUAUAAGUCACUCAAGGGGUUUAUGGGACCUCCUGUUGCCACUCAACCGCCACAAUCUAUGAUAAAUGAGGAGAAGAAACCUCCUGCUCCUAUUGCUGAUGCAAUACCUGAAUUUGUUGAAGUCCCCUCCCCUCAGCAGAAAAAUGGAUAUGAUUGUGGAAUUUAUGUCAUUGCAAUUGCCCGGGCUGUCUGUCAAUGGUUUUCAUCUACCAGGAAUAAUAACAAAGAUGUUGAUUGGAUUUCUGCUGUUCAAAGGCAUGUUGAUGCUUCUGUGGAGAUCACAAUGCGUGAUGAGAUAAUGAAGCUCAUUCAAGAGUUACGUGAUGCUUGAUCAUUCCUUUCUUACCGAGUCAUUUGUGGAUGUGAUUAUACUGCCAGAUAUUGCUUGCCAACUCGGUUGGUUGACAGUCUGCUAAUUAACACGUAAGCGCUAUUAGCAGCUUCUUCAAUCUGAAUGUUAACAUUUGUUUUCUUUAAUCGCAUAGCUUAGCAAUUUAGUAUGCAUUUCUAUUUUAGUUACAAUAGACAAAGAGAGGGUUUUUUACCACAUGUUUAAUGCUUCUGUAGUUUUUUAUGUUCAGAGUGAAUGGUAUCUUGUA